AUGACGCCGUACUCUCUUACUCUCGGACUAGUGCUCUUCUUAUUCUCGUUCAUCCGAUAUGCAGACUGCCAAGCAAGCCCUGUCCCAACGGUAGUGGUUCCUCAAGGCACAAUCAUCGGCACUGCGACCACAUUGCCGUCGGCCACGGCCGCAAUCAACAAGUUCCUGGGUAUUCCGUAUGCCAUUUCGCCGCCGGAACGAUUCGAACCGCCUGAACCGGUAGAAGAGUCGGACGAUACCAUCACUGCGACCCAGUGGAGGAAUAAAUGCUUUGAACAGACGAAUGGCUCGCCUGUGGCCCCUGGGGACGAAGUCCCAGCCAGCGAAGAUUGCUUGUACCUGAACGUGUAUGCACCUGCCAAUGCCACAGACGAUGGGGACAAGGCUGUCAUGUUUUGGAUUCCCGGAGGCGCACUCCAGUAUGGCCAUUCGGGGCAGCCCAUCUAUGAUGGCUCGGGAUUCGCCGCAUUCCAGGACGUGAUUUUGGUCUCCAUCAACUAUCGGACAAAUAUAUUUGGAUUCUCCAAUUCGCCCGCCAUUAACGAUGACUCGCAGAAUGUCGGCCUGUAUGACCAACGUCUUGCACUUGAUUGGGUCAAAAGCAAUAUUGCUUCCUUUGGCGGAGAUCCUGAUAAGAUCACUAUCUUCGGCGAGUCGUCGGGCGCUGCUUCUGUUGACCGACUGAUCACGUCCCCGCCCGAUCCACUACCAUAUCGCGCAGCGAUUUUGCAGUCGGGACAGGCGUCGGUGAGCCCCAGAGAUAAUCCGGGUUUGCCAAGCUGGAAACAAGCCGUCGGUUACCUCGGUUGCAACAAGACGUCAACAGAGGCGGAUGAAUUGAAAUGCAUGCAAAGCAUUAAUGGGUCCUUGAUCCACGAGGUUGUUCAAAAGUAUGCACUAAGCUUUCUGCCCGUGAAUGACAAUAUCACUCAACGGGCCACUCCCCUGUUGGAUGCCCGCAGCGAGGAGCCAUCUGCCGACGUUCCGAUCAUAAUUGGGAGCAACUCCUAUGAAGGUUCACUGAUGUCAGCAACGUUCUUCGGAACCGCACUGCAACCUAACGGGAGUUUAUCAUUCCCUACUAUCAUGCAACUUUUGACGGGAUUCCUGGGGCCAGAUCUCGCGGCUUCAAUCCAGGGCAAUGUUACUGCUGCCUUUGCACAAAGCCCCAGAACACUGUUCUUCUAUUUGGCGCAGUACAUCACAUACCUACUGUUCCAGUGCCCCGCGAAUCUUGUCUCGCACGCCAAUGCUAAGGCCGGAAGCUCCACAUACCGAUACUAUUUCGAUGCGACUUUCCCAGACACGCAGAACUCAUUCAUCUAUCCUGCUCUGAACAUCACUAACAUUGGUGCCUACCACUCUGCGGAGAUCUCUUUGGUCUUCGGGACUUAUAGUGUCUUUGGUGGCAAUGCCACGGAUGACGAAGUUGCUUUGAGUCAAUUCAUGCAGAGGUCGUGGGCCGACUUCGCUAAGGAUCCCUACGCUCCCGAGGCGCCCGGGUGGCCCGAGGUAAGUACCAAUGGUACUGCGGAAAUUGGCUGUCUUGGGUGUUCCUCGAAUCCAACAGGAGUGAGCGUGAUAUCGGAAAGCGUGGAUUCAAAUUGUUCCAGCUACUUCCCAAUCUAUGACAAGACCCUCCCUCCAUAUUAG
Molecule: messenger RNA, 1653 nt
Organism: Aspergillus steynii IBT 23096
Lineage: Eukaryota; Fungi; Ascomycota; Eurotiomycetes; Eurotiales; Aspergillaceae
Product: Carboxylesterase
Exons: 3
Coding region: 1-1653 (550 amino acids)
Source: RefSeq, a predicted model, not a curated record